AGGGGGUCCAGCGAUCUGAACAGAGCCGAGCAGAGUGGUGGGCAACUCGUUCUGGGCGGCGCCAUGGGGAGCCAGCUGAGCACGCUGGGUGGCUUUGUGCUAUCCCCUGUCUGGUUCAUCUACAGCCUUUUCAUGAAGCUUUUUGGGAAGUCGGCUCCCCCCAUCACCCUAGAGAACCCUGAGGUGAAGUACCCGUUGAGGCUAAUUGACAAAGAGAGCAUCACCCAUGACACACGGAGGUUCCGGUUUGCCCUCCCAUCUCCACAGCACGUGUUGGGCCUCCCCGUCGGUCAGCACAUUUACCUCUCAGCCCGGAUUGAUGGGAACCUGGUCAUCCGGCCCUACACCCCAGUGUCCAGUGACGACGACAAGGGCUUCGUGGAUCUGGUUAUCAAGAUUUACUUCAAAGACACAAAUCCCAAGUUUCCUGCUGGCGGGAAGAUGUCCCAGUACCUGGAGAGUAUGAAAAUUGAUGACACCAUUGACUUCAGAGGCCCCAGUGGACUGCUGGUCUAUCAUGGUAAAGGGAAGUUUGCCAUCCGUCCCGACAAGAAGUCGGAGCCUGCCAUUAAGGUGGUGAAAUCGCUGGGCAUGAUCGCAGGAGGGACAGGCAUCACCCCGAUGCUGCAGUUAAUACGCGCCAUCAUGAAGGACCCCGACGACCACACCGUCUGCCACCUGCUCUUUGCCAAUCAGACAGAAAAGGACAUUCUGCUCCGAUCUGAGCUGGAGGAACUGAGGAACCAGCACUCAGCCCGGUUUAAGCUCUGGUUCACUGUGGAUAAAGCCCCUGAAGAUUGGGACUACAGCCAAGGGUUUGUGAACGAGGACAUGAUCCGAGAGCACCUGCCUCCCCCUGAAGUCGAUCCCCUGAUCCUCAUGUGUGGGCCUCCUCCCAUGAUCCAGUAUGCCUGCAUCCCCAACCUGGACAAAGUGGGGUACUCCAAGGAGCUGCGCUUCUCCUUUUAGGGGGGACAGUGACCUGGGGCAGCACGCAGGCGGGGAGCUGGCUUACGGGAACACGGUCACACAUAUACAUACAUUUACACAUAUGCACACAUACAUACACAUAAACCAAUGGGCCCGUGUCAGGUGCUGAGAAGCCACACCCGACCAUAGGUCUCUAGACUGGCAGCCCUCCCCCCAGGAAAGCAGGCAGGCCUCUGUACCUUCCCCUCCCAGGCUGAGUGGGUGACUGAGUUCCGUUCCUCCGCCAGGGGUGACAGUUCCCAGGUGGGCGGUCACGCUGGUCACUCGGCUGGAACGUAGCCACUCCCAGACACCGAAGCAUCUUUCCACAGUUCAUUUCUUUCAGUCACACGCUGCCUAAAAAGUCAAGGGUCUCUUCCUUUUUUUUUUACAUUUUUACAUUUUAUUUUUUCUUCUCCAAUAAACCCAGCUCCCAUGCAGGAAAGGGUUUCUCCAAAGGAGGUGGCUCCAGCCAUGGCUGGUCUGCACUCCCUUGGGGCCGUCACCCACCCAGGGGCCCGUCCCGGGAGCUUGAGCAGAGUCCCUAGGGAGCUCACAGGGGAUCCCACACGCCCACUACCCCUUCCGCAGGCUGGGGCAGCUUCCAAGUCCUGAAGGGGGCGAGAGGGGGCCAGCUCCAGAGGGGCCAGGCAGCAGGGCACCACGGCCUCCUGGGAAGUCACGAUGGCACCGGGAGGGCAGGCUCACUCCAGCCGUCCUCCUUAGCCCGUGGUGUGAUUCAUUUAUUCCUCUGCCUCAGAAGGGAAAUGGAAAGAAAGCUGCUUGUUUUGGGGGAAAAGUACUCAAAGAGUUGUGGAGGACUUAUAAGGAGGGGAAUCUGAAAGCUGGGAGUGGGCCAGGCGCGGUGUGAGGGCGGAAUUACUGGGCAAGCGGGUCCAGCUCCUCCGAUAGGAAGCCCAAGCGGUCAAGGUGUGUGUGUGUGUGUGUGUGUGUGGGUGUGUGUGGGUGUGGGUGUGGGUGUGAGAGAGAGAGAGAGACAGAG
Vombatus ursinus (common wombat) is the source of this 1972-nucleotide messenger RNA. Its product is annotated as NADH-cytochrome b5 reductase 3. The record is from RefSeq and is a predicted model, not a curated record. The transcript has 9 exons. NCBI's taxonomy places the organism in Eukaryota, Metazoa, Chordata, Mammalia, Diprotodontia, Vombatidae. Gene Ontology annotation, cellular component: mitochondrion. Gene Ontology annotation, molecular function: oxidoreductase activity; FAD binding. Bases 64 to 969 code for a protein of 301 amino acids.